Molecule: messenger RNA, 903 nt
Organism: Penicillium malachiteum
Lineage: Eukaryota; Fungi; Ascomycota; Eurotiomycetes; Eurotiales; Aspergillaceae
Product: DUF2011 domain-containing protein
Exons: 3
Coding region: 1-903 (300 amino acids)
Source: RefSeq, a predicted model, not a curated record
AUGUUUGAUUUACCUGAAGCCAAGCGAGUGCGUCGCAAUGAAGUCCAAUCCCCCGCUUCAUCACGGUCACCCUCCCCAGUCGAUGAAUCAAAACUUCAAGAUGCACACGCCCGUCUAGGGAAAUUACUCAACCUCGAUGACUUAAUUGGCCCCAAUGUGGAAUCAGAAAAUACAUCAAAUGGGACACAACCGGGCGCCAAUGAGGAGGAGGAGCAGGAAUUCGAGUUUCGCCUGUUCAGUGCCCCGACGAAAACCCCAGAUACCACACAAAAACCAUCAGAUGGCGGAGAUAAAGCCGGUUCAGAGACACAGAAGCUGCGGAUUCGAGUACGGUCACCGACUCCAGGCUCUGGCGAUCCCUCGGAGGGCCGCUUCGUGAAGGCGUUCCGCGGAUGGCAAUAUUAUUUCUCCAGCUCUUCAUUAUGGAACAAAAGCGAGGUCAAGUCAGAGGAUGAAGCCGAUCAAACCAGGAAGAAGGAGCAAUUUGAAGACAUAGCCGUGACUGGAGAACAGAUGAUGUCUUGGGCUAAGUCCCAACCAUGGCCUGGUUGUCAUCUUCCAUGGAGAGUUAUCAGUCUGAAGCGACACCAGACAAAACUGCCGCCUAAGAACAAGGACGUGCCCGUUUUGCCGGUUUAUGUUAUUGAGGGGGCUCUUCCAUCCAAGUCACCCAAAACUCGCAAGAAGCCUGGUAAAAAGCGACGACUUAUUCUUCGGAAACGUGCGGCAGCAGUCGAAACAGCAAAGGAGGCGGAUGCUGAGAAGCGAACUCGCAAAAAUCGCGAGCGGAAGCUCAAGCGUCGACAGAAGGCUCGGGAGGAAAAGGCUGCGGCUGCGGCUGCAGCCGGUGGUGAUGUUGACAUGGUAGAUGCAGAUAGAGCUUCUUCAUCCGGUGGCGAUUGA